Molecule: messenger RNA, 1879 nt
Organism: Alosa alosa (allis shad)
Lineage: Eukaryota; Metazoa; Chordata; Actinopteri; Clupeiformes; Clupeidae
Gene: mboat1
Product: membrane bound O-acyltransferase domain containing 1
Exons: 13
Coding region: 226-1707 (493 amino acids)
Biological process (GO): lipid modification
Cellular component (GO): membrane
Molecular function (GO): acyltransferase activity
Source: RefSeq, a predicted model, not a curated record
UGGUGUGUGUGGUGGUUCAACCGUAGGGAACGCCAUUCAACCAACGUCUCCGACAUUUCAGCUGUGCGGCGAACUACCCAGCAACAAUGUAACUUUCAUACGUGCACAGGAGCUCGUUGGAUCAUCUUUUUUAUUCGUUCACAUGGUAAUAUAAUAACGUUAGACGUACAAUCAAAUUCACUUUACCGAAAUUUUGGAGUAAGACCUUCGAGCGUAAAAUGAAGGAUGGGGGAGGAAAGUGUCAUCCAUAGAACCACAGGCUCUUUGCUGCUGUCUCCAGUCAGCGACAUCGUUGGAGUCCCUUUAGACCAGGUGAACUUCUUAGUUUGCCAGAUAUUUGGGCUUGCAGUGGCCUGCUGGUUCCGUCUCUCUCUGAGUCCGUGGCAAUUUGGUCCAGUGGUCCGCCAUGUCGUUGCCACUCUUCUUGGGUGCUGUUUUGCCAUAUUCUGCUUUGGCUGGUAUGCCUCUCAUCUUUUCAUCCUGGUGUUUGCAUGUUACGCAAUCAUGGUCAUGGCAAGCCAAGGCAACAUUCACAGGUAUUCUAUAAUUGCAGCCAUGGGGUACCUGACAGCAUGCCAGAUCAGCAGGGUCUUCAUCUUUAACUACGGUAUCCUGUCGACAGACUUCUCAGGGCCUUUGAUGAUAGUCACACAGAAGAUCACUAUCCUCGCAUUUCAGGUGCACGAUGGCACAUGUAAAGAAGACACACUGACGGCAGAGCAAAAAGAGCAGGCUGUACUAUCGAAACCUUCACUGCUGCAGUACCUGAGCUACAAUCUGAACUUCUUCAGCGUGCUGGUAGGGCCCUGCAGUAAUUAUAAGGACUACGUGGCCUUUAUUGAGGGCAGGCAUGCCCAGCACAGGCUGCGGAGGCCGGGGGCUCAGGGAGUGUCUGUGCAGAACGGCUGGGACAAAGUGGCCGAGCCUUCCCCAGUGGGCGCUGUUGUCCAUAAGCUGCUUGUCUGUGCUGGAUGUCUGCUGGUGUUCUUUACCAUCACUAAAGCCUUUCCCAUCGCAUACAACAUAGACCCGGUCUUCAUCAGCGAGGCACCCUUCUUGACCAGGCUAUCGUACGCCUUUGUGUCCAUACAGGCAGCUAGACCCAAGUUUUACUUCGCCUGGACGUUAGCGGAUGCGGUCCACAAUGCAGCAGGGUAUGGCAUCAAAGGUCUAAAUGAGAAUGGAGAAGUGUCCUGGGACCUCAUCUCCAAUAUUCAUAUUUGGGAAAUUGAGACAGCGACCAGCUUUAAAAACUUCAUCGACAACUGGAACAUUCAGACAGGGAUUUGGCUGAAAUGUGUGUGCUACGACCGUGCGUCCCGCUACCGUACGGCACUGACGUUCGUGCUGUCGGCGCUGUGGCACGGCGUCUACCCAGGAUACUACUUUACCUUCCUCACCGCCAUCCCAAUCACUAUGGCUGCCCGCGCAAUGCGUAAGAAUGUGCGACAUCACUUCCUGUCGUCCAGCACACUUAAGCUGAGCUAUGACGUGGUAACUUGGGCCGCCACCCAGCUCACUAUCUGCUACACCGUCAUGCCUUUCCUGCUGCUGGCAGUAGAACCUACGAUGCAAUACUACAGAUCGAUGUACUUCCAUGUGCACAUCAUCAGUGUGCUGCUCGCACUCUCUCUGCCCAGCAAACCCAGAGCCCCCCGGCCACAGCCUCAGCCUCACAACCUCAACAACAACGUGAAAGGAGACUGACGUGCUCCUUUGCUGAACAAGUGUGUGUGUUUGUGUGUGUUUGGCAGGGGCAGGAUGGGACAAAGGCCCCUCUGUGUGACCACAACAAAGAGUGCUCAGCAAGGACAGCACCCGCUGGUUGGGCGGCCCUGAGCAGCAAAAACACACACACACACACACACACACACACACA